GCUGCGGGCAAUCCCUAACAGAAAUUUGGGCCUCGUCAUGUCUGCAGAGGAAUAUGUGAUUGCUUUACGUUUACGGCUAGGAAUUCCAAUUUUUCCUUCUCUCUCUACUAGAUGUCCAUGUGGUUCAAUAAUAGAUGCCUACGGAGAUCAUGUGUUAGGUUGCGGCUAUGGUAACCUGAGAAUUAAACGCCAUGAUGCGUUAUGUGAUGUCAUCUUUCACACACUACUUGAGGAUCACUCUGGCACUCGGAGAGAACAGCACUGUGGCGGAUAUAAUAAUUCUCGCCCAGGUGACGUCUACCACCCAGAUUUUCUACUUGGUCGUCCAGGAUAUUUUGAUAUCACAGUAAGGAAUUCCUUCCAGCAGUCUCACAUUGUCCACUCCGCUUAUUGUGCUGGUGCCGCUGCAGCAGCUGGAGAGAUGGAGAAAGACGAUCGUCAUAAAGACAACGUAGAGGCGACAGGAGGUGUUUUCUACCCGCUGGUAGUUGAGUCCUACGGAACGUGGACCUCCAGUAGCUUACAAACUUUAAAAACAAUUGCUAGAAGGACAUCUCUCCGUAGUAGUAUUACUGUCAGCAGGGCUAUCGUUAAUUUUCACGGGCAGCUCUCUCUCCGCCUUUGGCAAUUUAACGCUAGGAUGAUUUUGGACCGUUUGUCUUUGUUAGGUUUAGACAGAGACUACUCUGUUUGUUCUUCGUUGUGAGGCCCCUCUAGUGGAGGGGUAGCUAUUAUU
This is a messenger RNA of Corticium candelabrum, 736 nucleotides long. RefSeq lists its product as uncharacterized. The coding region runs from base 38 to 706 and encodes 222 amino acids. NCBI's taxonomy places the organism in Eukaryota, Metazoa, Porifera, Homoscleromorpha, Homosclerophorida, Plakinidae. The record is from RefSeq and is a predicted model, not a curated record. The transcript has a single exon.